Molecule: messenger RNA, 972 nt
Organism: Colletotrichum orchidophilum
Lineage: Eukaryota; Fungi; Ascomycota; Sordariomycetes; Glomerellales; Glomerellaceae
Product: alcohol dehydrogenase
Exons: 10
Coding region: 1-972 (323 amino acids)
Source: RefSeq, a predicted model, not a curated record
AUGAUCAACAGCGGAUACCAAGGUAGGACGGUGCCUACGGAGUUCGGACACUCGAAGCCGGCCCCGAAAAUGCCAUACGUCCGUUUGGGAAAGAGUGGCUUGAAGGUUUCCCGACUGAUCCUCGGCAUGGCAACCUACGGCACGAAGGAAGAUGUCGCGUGGCGCAUCGAGGAAGAAGAGGCACUUCAGCACUUGAAGAGAGCGUGGGACCUGGGUUUCAAUACGUUUGAUACAUCCAAUUUCUACUGUAACGGUAUCAGCGAGGAGAUUCUUGGGAAGUUCCUCAAAACCGUUCCGCGUGAGUCGGUCGUUGUGAUGACCAAGCACAUCUUUGACAAUGUCAAGCUGGCACUCAAGAGGCUGGACACAGACUACAUCGACGUUCUGCAGCUUCAUCGAUUUGACUAUGAAACUCCGAUCGAAGAGACUAUGACGGCCUUGCAUGAUGUUGUCAAAGCAGGCUACGUCCGCUAUAUCGGUAUCAGUAGCUGUUGGGCAUGGCAGUUCCAUGCGAUGCAGAACUACGCUCUGAAUAACAAUCUCACACCAUUUGUGAAUUGUCAAAAUCUCUAUAAUCUCUUGUAUCGAGAGGAAGAACGGGAGAUGAUGCCAUUGCUGAAAUACCUUGGCGUCGGCUCGACCCCGUGGAGUCCUCUCGCAAGAGGCCACUUGGCGCGGCCUCUGUCUCGCGCGUAUGAGACUGUCCGCUCGACGUCCGAUGCCUAUCACGACGAAGGCUUGCUUGGUGCAGAGUGGGAGAAAGAAGUCAAUCAAAGGGUCGAGCAGCUAGCCGAGAAGCGCGGAUGCAACAUGGCUCAGAUCGGUCUUGCCUGGGUUCUCCAUAAGGACGCUGUAGCUGCUCCUAUCGUGGGCGUUUCGAAGAUUGAGCGGUUCGAAGAGACUCUGGCUGCACUUGAUAUCGAAUUGAGUGAAGAGGAGAUCAAAUUUCUUGAGGAGCCUUACCAACCGUGA